AUGGCAGACAACAGCGGAACAUACGGCAUCAAGGGCCUUCCGAGACCUAGAGACGCCGUCACUCGUCAUCCCGAGGGUGGCAUUCCUUAUGUUGAGAACUUGCCAGUUCGUUAUGAAAUCUCAGUCCUGGCCAGUUCCACAGACCCCUUGCUUCGAAAGCAAUGGACCCUUUUGGUUCUCGCUCUUGAAAGGUUUAAGCUUAAGCCUGUGAAUGAAAAGCUCUCCUACUUUCAAGUUGCGGGUAUUCAUGGGUAUCCAGAAGGCGCUUGGGAUAAUGCUCCAGCACCGAGAAAAGAUCCCAAGAAUCCCAAGAAAGGAGAUCAACCUUAUGGUGGUUAUUGUAACCAUAACGGUCUGAACUUUCCUACUUGGCAUCGCCCAUAUAUGGCACUAUUUGAGCAAUGUAUCUGGGACAAUAUGAACGACAUCAUCAACCACUGGAUCAAGGAACACAAACUCGACCAGGACGAGGAAGAACUUGCGCAAUGGAACGUAGCCAAAGACACCUGGCGCAUGCCCUACUGGGACUGGGCUAGACAGCAGAGCUACAACGAGGACUUUGCCUAUCCUCAAGUUCUUGUCCAAGGUCCAGUUCGCAUCUUCCCACCUGAGUCCAUCAAGAAGUUUUAUCCUCCUAGUGGACUCUACGCUAAUCCAUUCUGGAGCUUUGAGAAUCCUGAAAAGGAUGACGAUGGAAACCCUCGUGCAUUCGGUGACAUGCCCAAGGGUAAGAGGGACUACAACAUUGAAGACGACCCUGUCAAGCACGACCCAGCCCCUCCACGGGAUAAAGAGGAUGUCGCAUGGAUGCCUUGGAGUGAAGCAACAGGAACCAGCAGAUACGGAAUCUUUGUCAACAAGGGCGCAAAGAAGUUCAUCGGCCUCGAAGGUGUCAACAAUGCCUGGGUUGCCAACAACCACCUCUCCAACAUGACAUGGUACCCCAUCACAGACAGGCAAAAGGCACAAGCGAAGAAGAGCAAAGACUUUUAUCUCAAAUGGAACCCUGGAACUCUGGCUGACUCUGUGAACCGCAUGUUCUCACCCAAGUACAACAGCACUUGGGGACAAUUCGCCUCGACUAAAUGGACCUACGAGGGUUACGGCAAUUCUAUGAAUGGCUUCUUGUCUCUCGAGUAUAUCCACAACAAUGUUCAUAACAUUGUCGGCGGCUCUGACUUUGCCACUGGUGUUGGGCAUAUGAGCGAUGUGCCCGUUGCUGCAUUUGAUCCAAUCUUUUGGCUACAUCACACUCAAAUAGAUCGCCUGCUGUCUAUCUGGCAGUGUCUCUACCCCAAACUAUGGUGGGAUCAAAAGGAACCAACCCGACCGGGCGAAGAGAACGUUCCCGAUGAUACAGAGGAUGAUCUUCUAUACCCAUUCCACGACAAGGACAACGGCGACCCAGUCAACGACGUUUGGACAGCAAGGAAGUGUCGUGAUUGGACCGUUUUCAACUACCAGUACGAUGAUCUCAUGGACUUGUCUCAAAAGGCCCUUGAUGCAAAGGGAAACCUCGAUGAACCCAAGUUCCAAAAGCUUCUUCAGGCGUAUAUCCACAAGACAUAUCCCAGCACCGAACAUCUGCUUCGCGACAUCAAGGAUAAUCGGCAUGUCCACAUUCCCGCGGGACUGACCCCCGAUAUUCCCGACAUUGAUGAGAAUUCCUGGAAGGACUACAUCAUCAACGUGAAAUAUGAUCGUUACGCUUUGGGUGGGCAGUCUUACACUAUCAAGUUCUAUCUCGGUGGUCCAACUGAUGAGGAUGUGACUCACUUUGAGCCGCAGAACUUUGUCGGAAGUGUCUAUACCUUUGGCGGUGGUUCUCGCAAGACUCGGGACUCUUGUGCCAACUGCAAGACCCAAGCUGACGCUGGCGUUUUUUCGUGCGCCCAAGUUCCUCUGACGAUUCAACUCCUCCAUCACACCAUUGAUUGUGUGAGAGAUCAUCCAAUCACGAAAUUUGAUGACGUCGAGAAGUAUCUCGAGCUCCAUCUACGCUGGAAGUUCUUCGGCUUCGGUGGAUUUGAAGUUGAUGAGGAGGAACUUGAUCCUUUCCACAAGACCCAGGUUACCGUGUUGCGCGGAGUAGGGCAGCCUCAUCGUGUUCUAGCACCUACCCAGGUCAAAGCUACCGAGUUGGAGACAUUCAGUGUUGCAGCUGCUGACAUUUCAGUAUCUGAGUCAUCUAAUAUGUCUACUAAUGGAACUAAUGGCUCAACCGGAGGAAUUCCAGUCGCUCUUCCGCCAGUUUACAGUGCUCAGCCGUAUGAAGCUUUACCGGCGAUUACUAAUAACAAGCACUUUGGCUUGCAGCAUGAUGGGACUUACGGGAUCGCUCGUUAA
Molecule: messenger RNA, 2346 nt
Organism: Fusarium poae
Lineage: Eukaryota; Fungi; Ascomycota; Sordariomycetes; Hypocreales; Nectriaceae
Exons: 6
Coding region: 1-2346 (781 amino acids)
Molecular function (GO): oxidoreductase activity
Source: RefSeq, a predicted model, not a curated record